AUGCGAGCUGUUUACGCGAUCCUCGCGGCCGCGCUCUCGGCGCAGGCCUACCUCGCCGUCGAGAUCCCUCCCGUCGACCGCAACCUCCUCCAGAGCUACAAGGUGCCCACGCCCAACGGCCAGGAGUUGGAGGCGCUCAAGGGCUCCAAGGACGCCGUCUUUGUCAAGUUCUACGCGCCGUGGUGUGGCCACUGCAAGACGCUGGCGCCGGCCUGGAAGGAGCUCAGCGCCGGCUUCUCCGUGCUCGAGAACGUGGUCGUCGCUGAAGUCGACUGCGACACCCACACGGACGUCUGCCAGCGCCACGACAUCAAGGGCUACCCGACGCUCAAGCUCUUCCGCGGCCCGUCCGCCGUCGAGGAGUACAACGACCAGCGCAACCUCGCCAAGCUCACGAGCUUCUUGACGUCGCGCAUCGAGGCGCCGGUUCACGCGGACGCGUCGCUGGUCGCGCCGACGCCCAUCUUGAUGCCCGUGCUCGUCGUGCUCUCGACGUUCACGCUCGGUCUCCUCUCGGCGCUCUACCUCCUCUGCCUCCGCCCGACCGAGAAGGUCAACCGCCCGCAGUUUUUCUGCAAGCCCGACAACGCGACCAUCAAGCCCGGCCACGGCGCCGUCUACCGCGUCGGCCCGUUCCCCAAGCCGGCUUGCGACUCGAUGCUCGAAGCGCUCCAAAAGUCGGUGCAGCACAACCCGAAGAGCAACUUUCUUGGCCACCGAUUGGUCGACGCCAAUGGCAAGGUCGGCGCGUACGUCUGGGAGAGCUACGAGGCCGGGUACCUCCGCAUCCAGAACAUCGCCGCCGGCCUCAUGCACGAGAAGAUGCUCGAGCGCACGUCCAACGGCGACCGCAUGCUGUGCAUCUACAUGAAGAACCGCCCGGAGUGGGUCCUCGCGCAGUACGCAGCGUUUUACUGCGGCGGCGCCAUGAGCUGCCUCUACGACUCGCUCGGCCCGUCCUCGACCACUUACAUUCUCCACCAGACGGAAGCGCCCACGGUGGUCUGCACGACGGGCGAGCUCCCGAGCGUGCUCACGGCCAAAGCCACGAUUGCGACCCUCAAGGUUGUCAUUCUCUGCGACGUUGACGUGGCGUCCGAGGCACAUGUCGCGGCCGGCGCGGCGCUCGGGCUCACGGUCACGACGCUCUCGGCCAUCGAGGCCAUCGGCGCGGCCCACCCGAUCGCGCCGACGUACGCCAAGGCGACGGACCUCUGCUUCCUCAUGUACACGAGCGGCACGACGGGCGACCCGAAGGGCGUCAAGCUCACGAGCCAGAACAUUCUGAGCUGCAUGAUGGGCAUCGAAGACCGUCUUCGGAAGGGCAAGCUCCUCCAAGUCUUUACGCCCAAGUCGGUGCACCUCUCGUACCUCCCGCUGCCGCACAUCCUCGAGCAGCUCAUCCACGCUGUCAUGAUCCACCACGGCGCGUCAAUUGGCUUCUUCCAGGGCAACACGCUCAAGCUCAUGGAAGACCUGACCGAGCUCCGCCCGACGCUCUUUGUCACUGUCCCCCGUCUCCUCAACAAGAUUUACGACAAGAUUGUGGGCGGCGCCAACGCCGGCGGCGGCUUCAAGGCCUGGCUCUUCAACUAUGCGCUCUCGACCAAGCUCGCCAACCUCGAGAAGGGCUACACAGCCCACCCGCUCUUCGACAAGCUCAUCUUCUCCAAGGUGCAGAAGAAGCUCGGCUUGGACCGCUGCAUGGCGAUUGUCACGGGCUCGGCGCCGGUCGCCGACGACGUCUUGGGCUUCUUCCGCUGCCUCUUUUCGUGCCCGGUCCUCGAAGGCUACGGGCAGAGCGAGUGCACGGGCGCCGUCAACAUCACCGACAUCAACGACCUCACGCCCGGCACGGUCGGCGCGCCCAUGUCGUGCUGCGAACAAAAGCUGGUCUCGGUGCCCGAGAUGGGCUACAACGUCACCGACACGGUCCACGGUGACAGCGACGAGACGCGCAUGCCUGUCAACGGCCGCGGCGAGGUGUGCUACCGCGGUCCGUCCAUCUUUGCGGGCUACUUCAAGGACGAUGCCAAGACGCAGGAGGCGGUCGACGACGAGGGCUGGCUCCACUCGGGCGACAUUGGCGUCUGGACGCUCGAUGGCCGCCUCAAGAUUGUCGACCGCAAGAAGAACAUCUUCAAGCUCUCGCAGGGCGAGUACGUGGCCCCCGAGAAGAUUGAGAACAUCAUCAAGAGCAGCGUGUACGUCGCCCAGCCGUUUGUGUAUGGCGACUCGCUCCACGCCGUCCUUGUGGGUAUCAUUGUGCCCGAAGAAGCCGAGAUCGAAGCGCUCGCCAAGUCGCUCAACAUCUCGGGGACGUUCCAAGAGCUGUGCGCCAACCCCAAGAUCAACGAGAUCGUGCUCAAGGACAUUGUGACGGUCGGCAAGAAGGGUCUUCUCAACGGCUUUGAAACGACCUCAUGA
Molecule: messenger RNA, 2427 nt
Organism: Saprolegnia diclina VS20
Lineage: Eukaryota; Oomycota; Saprolegniomycetes; Saprolegniales; Saprolegniaceae
Exons: 3
Coding region: 1-2427 (808 amino acids)
Cellular component (GO): endoplasmic reticulum; membrane
Molecular function (GO): long-chain fatty acid-CoA ligase activity
Source: RefSeq, a predicted model, not a curated record